Molecule: messenger RNA, 755 nt
Organism: Papaver somniferum (opium poppy)
Lineage: Eukaryota; Viridiplantae; Streptophyta; Magnoliopsida; Ranunculales; Papaveraceae
Product: molybdopterin synthase sulfur carrier subunit
Exons: 3
Coding region: 293-571 (92 amino acids)
Biological process (GO): Mo-molybdopterin cofactor biosynthetic process
Cellular component (GO): cytosol
Source: RefSeq, a predicted model, not a curated record
UGACUGUAGGUUAUAGUUAUACUAGGCGAUUUUGAGUUUGACUGUUCGAGGAAGACCAUCUUGGUUUGCUGUGGAUGGUGUAAAUCCAAUUCUAAUAAGAUAAUCUUAAUCACUUCUCAGUGGGUUGCAAUCUUUCAAUACUUGGGUUAUAAAUCUCUUAAAGUUAUCCUGUUCCUUGGGGUUUUCAUCACUUUAAAGUUCAAUUCCACAUCAAAUUGAAGGAUCUAGAUUGUUGCCAAUUUUGUUGUGCAAGUGGAAUUGUUAUUAUCUGGGCAGGCAAGGGUUUCCAACUAUGGAUGAAGAGAAUAAAAAAGGUGCAGAUGUUGAAAUAAAGGUUUUGUUCUUUGCAAGAGCUCGAGAUUUAGCUGGCGGCGUGUCCGAAAUGAUGCUACAAGUUCCAUCCGGAAGUACAGCUCAAGACUGUCUAAGUAAAAUCUUCACCAAGCACCCUCGAUUAGAAGAAAUUCGCGAGUGCAUGGUCCUUGCUCUUAAUUUAGAGUACGCUCCCGAGUCUGCAGUUGUUAAUGACAAAGAUGAACUGGCCAUCAUUCCUCCAAUUAGUGGUGGCUAGAACAACGUUUUAUUUGGGUGCACUUGCAUUUCUUGUCAUCAGUCAUCUUUAUAUAUCUGUAUCACAUGACAAGAACAUAUACUUGGUUUGGUUCGAAACUGGAGUAUGAAAACAUGUAUGCUGAAAUGUACCAGAACUCAAGUUUAUGAAAUAUGAAUCAUUUCAUUAGUUUGCAUGACAAUAA